AUGCUCGAAGCAGCUGUUCACUACCCAAGAUAUUUUACGAGACUAAUCGUUGAGGCCAAUUCCUCUCAUUCUUAUCGAAGAGAGUAUAUCGGUCAUUCAAGCCAAAAAGCUUACGUAGCAAAGCCCACUUUAGGGAGGCGACAACCCUCUUUCCCGGGGGCAACCGGCUAUCUGACAAAGGCAGACUGGAUCGGGGGAGAGUCUUUACUCAUAUCUUAUCGAAAUCCAACUGACUCGUCUCAACGAUCAAAUGAAGUGGGUCAAGUCGUGCUUCCACUAAGCCCAUGGGGAAUGAUCCAUUUACCGCAUCGACCCGAGUUGAGGACCGCCAUUCCACCAACAUCUUCUGCGACGAAGACCAGAACCGGAUACUAA
Dovyalis caffra is the source of this 375-nucleotide messenger RNA. The record is from the annotation of a GenBank genome assembly. Lineage: Eukaryota; Viridiplantae; Streptophyta; Magnoliopsida; Malpighiales; Salicaceae.